AGGAUUAGGUUUUCUUUGCAGAUCUCGUUUGUUCUUGAAGUAUUUUUAUCCUCUACAAAUUCUUGAUCGAGGAAGAAUAUAAUCGUAGUUUUUUUUGACAAAAAUUGCAUCCGAUCAUGGAGAUGGAGCGUGUUACAGAGUUUCCGAUGAGUAAUGUUGAUCUCCGACCGAGAAAACGGCAGCGACUUGGCUGGGACGCUGUUCAUCCGGUGACUAAGGCUCAGCUAGGAUUGUUUUGUGGACAAGAGGUUGGAAAUGUGACCAGCUUUGCACCUUCGCGGGUACCCCAAGACCAUAAUAGUUCAUCUCUUGUUAAGCGUGUGGCUCGCGAUGGUUCUCCCCCAUGGCGCGAAGACGAUAAAGAUGGGCAUUAUAUGUUUGCACUUGGAGAUAAUUUAACUUCUCGCUAUAAGAUUCAUGGGAAAAUGGGAGAAGGCACAUUUGGGCAAGUGUUGGAAUGCUGGGACAAAGAAAACAAUGAAAUGGUUGCCAUAAAAAUUGUUCGUGGUAUAAAGAAAUAUCGUGAGGCGGCUAUGAUCGAGAUUGAUGUGCUCCAACAACUUCGUAAACAUGAUAAAGGUGGCAAUCGUUGUGUACAAAUAAGGAACUGGUUUGACUAUCGUAACCAUAUCUGUAUUGUUUUUGAGAAGCUUGGACCAAGUUUAUAUGAUUUUCUACGCAAAAACAAUUAUCGCUCAUUUCCCAUAGACCUAGUUCGUGAGAUUGGCAGACAACUCUUGGAAUGUAUAGCAUUUAUGCAUGAUCUACGCUUAAUACACACCGACUUGAAGCCGGAGAACAUUCUUCUAGCAUCUCCGGAGUAUAUCAGAGUGCCUGAUUACAAGGGUUCAUCAAGGUCACCGAAGGAUAGUUCUUACUCCAAAAGAGUCCCCAAGUGCAGUGCGGUCAAAGUGAUCGAUUUUGGCAGCACAACAUAUGAUCGUCAGGACCAGAGCUACAUAGUGUCAACACGUCAUUAUCGUGCACCAGAAGUUAUAUUAGGGCUCGGAUGGAGUUAUCCUUGUGAUAUAUGGAGUGUUGGUUGUAUCCUGGUGGAGCUUUGCUCUGGUGAAGCUUUGUUUCAAACACACGAGAAUCUCGAACAUCUUGCUAUGAUGGAAAGGGUGCUUGGCUUCUUACCUCAGCACAUGUUACGGAAAGCGGAUCGGCAUGCAGAAAAGUAUGUUAGAAAGGGUCGGUUGGACUGGCCUCAGGGUGCUACCUCGAGAGAAAGCCUAAAAGCUGUUGCGAAACUGCCUCGACUUCAGAAUUUAAUCAUGCAGCAUGUAGAUCAUUCGGCUGGGGAGUUGAUCCAAGUGUUGCAGGGGCUUAUGAGAUACGAUCCUUCGGAGAGGUUAACGGCACGUGAAGCUUUAAGACAUCCGUUUUUUACCCGUGAUCAUCUUAGGCGCUACUAGAUUGAUACACACUCUUUCAUCUCUUUUCUCCUGUAGAUAUCGACCCUUUUUGGGAUUCCCUCUGUUACCUUUUUUCAUUCGCUUGCAAUUUCUUUCGAGUCCGGUCGUGUUUUUUUCCGAUGGCAAAUGUGAAUGAUGUAUGGUCAAUGCUACAAGCUGACCAGUUGCUACUAAAAAAGAUCUUUGAGAUGGUUGAAGAUUUAUGAUAUUUAUUCAAAUGGAUUCAUGCAUUUUGAGAUA
Cynara cardunculus var. scolymus (artichoke) is the source of this 1658-nucleotide messenger RNA. Its product is annotated as serine/threonine-protein kinase AFC2-like. The transcript is spliced from 12 exons. Lineage: Eukaryota; Viridiplantae; Streptophyta; Magnoliopsida; Asterales; Asteraceae. Bases 117 to 1418 code for a protein of 433 amino acids. The record is from RefSeq and is a predicted model, not a curated record. Gene Ontology annotation, biological process: protein phosphorylation. Gene Ontology annotation, cellular component: nucleus. Gene Ontology annotation, molecular function: protein kinase activity; ATP binding.